AUCAGUUUAACCUCAGGUAGUAAACUUCCUGUGUUCUCGGUUUGAGCCCACAAUAACUAUAGUUAAGAAACAGCCGAGUGAAACAGAGAUCAGUGUGUCGACAUGUGGUAGAAGUAAUAAAUUAUCUACAGUUUAUCGUUUUAUCAGUUGAUAAGACGAGCUAAGUUAUAGCACUUUGGCGUUGCAUGUUUCAGAUAUCUGUUGCUAGGCGAUUCGUAGAGAAGGCACUGCUUGUUUGCCGUCGCUGAGAGCAAAUGUUAGUACUCUCAGAAACACAUGUAAAAUCAGAAAAGAGUGCCAGGUACAAGCAGAACUCUCAGAGAAUGAAAAAAAGGAAGUGUAAAUGUACGGUACGAAUUUGUACAAGGGGCAAACAUAAAGACUGAAUUAGGAAGACGUUUAAUAUUCACAGUAAAAGGGAUAGCUGCCAAAAUGGUUCGAGUGGCAGUUAUAGGAUGUGGACAGCUUGGAGUUAGAAUUGCAGGUGAACUCGCGUACCAUGGACAUAGAGUUAAAAUGUUUGACUCGAACAAAGAUGCAUUGAAUAAAGUGUUCUCACGCCUGCAGGAGGACCGCAAACUGCUCAAAAAAGAAGGCUUAAUGGCACAUGACAAUUUCUUGGGACAAGUUUUGUGCAUGAGUCUUCUGGAAGAAACUGUCAAUGAUGCAGAAUUCAUCCUUGAAGCUAUCUCUGAAAACUUAGAAGCAAAGAAAGACAUGUUUGAAAGAAUCUCUCAUCUUUGCAAAGAAAAUGCCAUCAUCUGUACAAAUUCUCUGUAUCUGGACAUCCAUCAAAUUUCAGAGCAUGCCAACAGACAAGAGAGAUGCCUGGGGUUACGGUUCUUGUUUCCAGUGUACUACAUUCCAGAAGUGGAGGUUAUUGCAGGAAGAUUCACCAGCACCAAUGUUAUAGAAAGAGUACGAGUCUGGUUGGAAAGAAUGGGUAAGACAAUGUUUUUUAGAUCAGGGCAUCAUCCACUCAUCCUGACUGAGGAGCAGCGUGAAGAAAGAAAAAAUGCCAGACUUAAACAGAUAACAAACUCAUCAGGUGGAGCAUUGUACAUGGAAAAAGCUGUGCCCCCUCUUUUUCACAAGGGAAACAGGACUCCCAGUAGAGAUGAUGAGGAUUCCAUACUACCUGCUGACAUGGACAGAGAAUGUGCAAUCUGCAUGGCACGUGUACGAGACUGUCUACUGAAUCCUUGCCAUCACAUGGUGACAUGCUACAAGUGUGGGACACUGCUUCAGCAACGCCAUGACAGCUGUCCUAUAUGUCGAACGGACAUUGUGAACACAGUGCGAGUCUUCUACUCAUAAAACUACUUUUUAACCACUCAUCCACUGCACUAAGUAAGUGAUAUGAAAGAAAUAACCAGAGCUAUAAAAAUGAAUCUCAGUCUGCAGGCAUGGAUGGUAAUGAGAUAUCUAAAGAAAAUUAGAUGGCUGUAAAGAAAGUGUGAAAAAAUUGACUUUUUUUCUUAACCAAAUCAUAUGUCCAUGAAAGAGCACUUGAGAGUUAGGAGAUGACAUUGCACAGUCCAUGCAACUGCAAUCAUUGCAAAUAUGCCAAUAGACAAAUACUUGAAGAACAAACCAGCUGUAAUCAUGUAUCAAGGGAUCUUAUGGUUAUUUCUACCCCACCCAGAAGCAUUAACUGGUGUAAACUUAAUCAACUCUACAUUUUAAUCAAUUUAAAGACUUAAAUGGAAAUGUUUUAUGGCCAGGAAGAAAAAAAAAUAUAAAUAUAUUUUAAAAGCAUUAAUAUGCAUCCCAGAAUGUCUUUGGAUAAAGGCAUAUGUAUUUAAGGAACAAAUCCUACUACACUACGUGCAAAAUACUGAAAGUUAAAAAUGGUAAUAUGUAUUUAUUUUGCAUAUUCUGCUUAUUUUGUUUAUUGGAUGUAUUGUAUUUCCAUAUGCACAUCUUUAACUGCUCUAUAAAUACUUUAAAAUGAUUCUUAAUAUUCAUUCCUAAAAUUUAUUUGUAUUGUUCAUAUUUAUAUCAAAUGUUAGUCUUGAUUUCUCAUAAAACUGUUAUGACACUUUAAAUCUACUUUGUUAUAUAUUGUGGGCGGUCCGGUGGUGCAAAGGUUAGCGGCUGUCACCAAUACAGUGAAGGUUGGCUGUCCCGGGUUCAACUCUCGUCUCGGGCACGCUGUUCUUUCUCUGCAAGUGGCAUAUGUUUACAGGACUGACUGCCUGCCUUGCCAUGAUAUAGCCAUAGUUGCUGGCACAGUGUAAAACACCAAUACCCCCCCUCCCCUUGUUAUAUAUUGUCUAAGAAGAAUAUUAUUGGUAUUUUAAGAUGACAGAAACCAUGAAGCGAUACAUCAGUAAAAAUAAUCAAAUGUUAAAUUUUGUUUUAGAUAAUCAAUACUCCUUUUAAAACAAAACUUUUGAAAUGAAAAAUCAAUGUUUUCAGCAGCAGCAAAUAAAAUUAACAUUCAGAAGAUUAUUUUAAGUAUUUCCCUUUUACUUCCCCUAUUAUUACCCUUUUGAAUUCUACAACAAUCAUUUACAUAUUUAUUAAACUUUCUUCAGCACAGUAAUUUUUUGUGUGAAACUGCAUCUAGUACUCCCCACCCUAUUAAAAAAAAAAUACCAUGAUUUUAUGAACAAUAUUACUUUGCAGCAUCUUGGCAUUUUGGGGGAAGUUUUGGAAGCAUUGCUCAAGCUGUCCUAACAUUAAGCAAGAACAACCAGUAUUUUUUAAUGAAUAUCUAGAUGCAUGUUUACAUGCUGGAAAAUGGAUUUUGGUGUCUUCUUUUUUUUUUUUUUAUAAAUUAGAAUGUACUUCUUUAGGUAUCAGUAGGUACAUGGUGAGUUUUUGCUCAUUCUGUAUAAGUUGUCCCCCUUCAUCCAAUCCCUGCCACUGUCCCUACUGUCCACCUCAUGCUGUUCGAUCAAAAAUAUUCACCUAAUGCACAACAGCAGAAGUGCUUCUCAGAGACUGAGAAAUAUGGAAUACUUUCUUCCUACACAAAAAUGUCCAACACACAUUUCCUGUUUACCCUAGUGCAUAGUCAACAGUUAAAUGUCAGUUUCCAUGUUUGAUAUUUAGAAGUUUCUUUGAAAUAAAAGAUGCCUUUUCUCUUUAAUUGUUUCUAUAAAUAAAGACAAAGAACAAGAUUACAUUGGGAUAUUUUAUUUUCUUCUUCGGCAUCAACUAUUGUAUGCAUCAUAUGUAUAACCCCCCCAAAAAAAAAUCUCCAUUUUAUUUUGCAAAAAGACUAGGGUACACAGUUAAAGUGUUUGGAUAUCUUGAAUAAAGCAUGGAAAAAAA
This is a messenger RNA of Pomacea canaliculata, 3282 nucleotides long. Its product is annotated as probable 3-hydroxybutyryl-CoA dehydrogenase. The transcript is spliced from 8 exons. Gene Ontology annotation, biological process: fatty acid metabolic process. Lineage: Eukaryota; Metazoa; Mollusca; Gastropoda; Architaenioglossa; Ampullariidae. Gene Ontology annotation, molecular function: NAD+ binding. The record is from RefSeq and is a predicted model, not a curated record. The coding region runs from base 433 to 1317 and encodes 294 amino acids.